Molecule: messenger RNA, 1858 nt
Organism: Drosophila persimilis
Lineage: Eukaryota; Metazoa; Arthropoda; Insecta; Diptera; Drosophilidae
Gene: Chi
Product: LIM domain-binding protein 2
Exons: 1
Coding region: 26-1762 (578 amino acids)
Biological process (GO): nervous system development; negative regulation of transcription by RNA polymerase II; positive regulation of transcription by RNA polymerase II
Cellular component (GO): transcription regulator complex; nucleus
Molecular function (GO): LIM domain binding
Source: RefSeq, a predicted model, not a curated record
AUGUCCUUAAAUAAUUACUGUAGGCAUGAAUCGUAGAGGUUUAAAUUCUGGAAAUACGAUGUCUUCUCAAUCAAAUAUUGACGACGGUAGCUGGAAAGGAGUUUCUGAGGGUGGAUCUAUGUUGCCCACGUCGAACUCGUCAGCUCUGAAUCCUGAUGGGAGCAACCAGAGUGGGUUUUCACAAGGAGGAUUGCCGUACAACUCGGGUGGCAAUCCAUAUCCACCUGCUGGCCAAUCCUCUCCCGCUGGAAAUCAGUCUUUAGUGUUUCAAAACUCUAAUCAACCUGGAUCGAAUACACCUCAAUAUACCUCUUCACCUGCACCCUCGGGGUCAUCCACGCCGGGUCCUGUUGGCUCACAGAACAUUCCUGGGAACUAUCCACAGUCGGCGACAGCUGGAAACUUCAAUGGUCCUGUGGGAGGACCCUUUGGAUCGCCAUCUUCUGGCUUGGGUCAGUUCAGUCGACCAGCCAGUUCGGGCACUCCCUUCAACAGCGGACAGGCUGGCCACUUUUCAUCGCCCACGGUCUUUGGAGUGGGCGGUCAAUUCAACCCAAUGCCACCAGCAUCUCCCUUCGGUCACGGAGGGAAUCAUCCCAUGAUGGGCGGUCCCCAGCAAAUGGACCGAAUUGAUCAAGGCUUUAGGAGGCACAACUCGUACUUCAGUCACACCGAGCACCGAGUAUUCGAGCUAAACAAACGCCUUCAGCAGCGGAACGAAGAAAGCGACAAUUGCUGGUGGGACUCAUUCACAACGGAGUUUUUCGAGGACGAUGCCAGAUUGACAAUCCUGUUUUGCCUGGAAGACGGACCAAAAAGGUAUACGAUUGGCCGAACACUCAUCCCGCGCUUCUUCCGAAGCAUAUAUGAAGGCGGAGUGUCUGACUUGUACUUUCAAUUGAAGCACGCUAAGGAGUCGUUUCACAAUACGUCUAUAACCCUGGACUGUGAUCAGUGCACGGUAAUAACUCAACAUGGCAAGCCGUUUUUUACGAAAGUAUGUGCUGAUGCCAGGCUGAUCUUGGAGUUCAUGUAUGACGACUAUAUGCGCAUCAAGUCUUGGCAUAUGACCAUUAAGGGACACAGGGAACUCAUUCCAAGAUCCGUGAUUGGCACCUCGCUUCCCCCCGAUCCGAUGCUUCUAGAUCAAAUCACUAAGAACAUUACAAGAGCUGGCAUAACCAACUCAACACUAAAUUAUCUACGAUUAUGUGUUAUACUUGAACCGAUGCAGGAGCUAAUGUCUCGACACAAGGCCUAUGCACUUAGUCCACGGGACUGCCUGAAGACAACUUUAUUUCAAAAAUGGCAGCGUAUGGUAGCACCGCCGGGCAAAAAAGAUCCCCAAAGGCCGGCCAAUAAACGGCGCAAGCGGAAAGGCUCCAACUCGGGCGGCGGGGCCAAUAAUGCAAACACUCCGCCUGUGACAAAUCAGAAGCGAUCACCCUCUGGCCCCAGCUUUUCCCUCUCCUCGCAAGAUGUAAUGGUUGUGGGUGAGCCCACCCUGAUGGGCGGGGAGUUUGGUGAGGAGGAUGAGCGGUUGAUAACGCGGCUGGAGAACACGCAAUAUGACGGUACCAAUGCCGUGGAGCACGAUAAUCACACCGGAUUCGGUCACGCCGACUCGCCCAUCUCUGGCUCGAAUCCGUGGAGUAUUGACCGAGCGGGAAAUAUUCCAGCCAGUCCCGGCAACGGUGCUGCGCCGCAGAACAACGCGAAUAUAUCUGAUAUAGAUAAAAAGAGCCCCAUUGUAUCGCAAUAGAAGUUAAUAAAACAUAUUUCGCUAUAUUGUCAAAUGUAUUUUCAUACUUGCAUGUAAAAAAUAUUUAAAUAAAGCUUUCAAGUUUUAGGAAAUGUA